Neohortaea acidophila is the source of this 1545-nucleotide messenger RNA. RefSeq lists its product as uncharacterized. Gene Ontology annotation, molecular function: ATP binding; tryptophan-tRNA ligase activity. Bases 1 to 1545 code for a protein of 514 amino acids. NCBI's taxonomy places the organism in Eukaryota, Fungi, Ascomycota, Dothideomycetes, Mycosphaerellales, Teratosphaeriaceae. The transcript has a single exon. Gene Ontology annotation, cellular component: cytoplasm. The record is from RefSeq and is a predicted model, not a curated record. Gene Ontology annotation, biological process: tryptophanyl-tRNA aminoacylation.
AUGGCGAGCCAGGAAGCAGUCGGCGCACCGCCGGAGGUGAAGGCCGAAGCCGAAGCAAAGAAGCCCACGAAGCAGCAAAUCGAUCCCUACAACGUUGCCGGCGAGGUCGAUGAAAGCGGCAAUGUCCAAGCAAUUGACUACGACCGCCUGAUACAAGAGUUUGGAGUCCAGCCGCUCACCGACGAGCAUCUCCAACGCUUCGAGAAAGUCACGGGCAAGCCGGCACACCGAUUGAUGAGACGGAAACUCUUCUUCAGUCACCGAGACUUUGACAAGAUCUUGGAUGCGUAUGAGAAGGAUGGAAAAUUCAUGUUGUAUACCGGCAGGGGGCCAAGCAGUGGGAGCAUGCACUUGGGCCACACUGUUCCCUUCCUCUUCACCAAGGAACUACAGGAGCUCUUCGAUGUCCCACUGGUGAUCAUGUUGACGGAUGAUGAGAAGUACCUCUACACACGGAAUAAGAAUGAUGGACACCAAAAGCCUGGCAAUGCAGUGGAGGAUUUCCUUACCUUCGCCCACGAGAACAUCAAAGACAUAAUAGCAUUGGGCUUCGACCUGAAAAAGACCUUCAUCUACAGCGACUACGAAUUCCUCGGCGGCCACUUCUACCUCAAUACAUCAGAGUUCGCGAGCAUGGUCACUUUCAAUCAGGCUUCCGGGGCCUUUGGAUUUGGAGGCAGCACAAACAUCGGCCUGAUCAACUACGGCGCCGAGCAGUGCGUCGCCGCAUUCCCCUCCUCAUAUCCAGAUCUGUUCGGAUACAAAGACUAUCGAGCACCGGACUACGACCUCAGUGCCAAGCGACGACACAAAGCACUUGCAUCAAUCCCGACACUCAUUCCCUGUGCCAUCGACCAAGAACCCUACUUCCGCAUUCUUCGAGACCGAUGUGAACGCAUGACCGAUCCUCAUCCGAAGACCUCUCUCAUCAUGUCCAAAUUCCUCACUGCGCUGCAAGGAGCUGGAGGAAAGAUGAGCGCAUCCGAUCCCAACUCCGCCAUUUUCAUGUCCGACACCCCUAAUCAGAUCAAGAACAAGAUUAAUCGGCACGCCUUCUCUGGGGGGCGGGAAAGCCUGGAAGAGCAUCGCAAACACGGCGGUAACCCUGACAUCGAUGUUGCCUUUACCUACCUCAGCUACUUCCUCGAGUCUGAUGCGGAGCUCGAAGACUUGGCCCAGAAGUACCGUUCGGGGGAAAUGCUUACGGGCGAGAUGAAAGCGAGAUGUAUUACCGAACUGCAGAAGUUCGUGGCAGACUUCCAAGAGCGACGGGCAAAAGUCACGCACGAGGUCAUGCGACAGUACAUGACGCCGAGGAAGUUGGAAUUCGCGGGUAAUCCCAAUGCUACCAGACCCAGUGCAAAGGAAGAGGCAGUGAACGGAAGUGAAAACGGUACUGCCCCAGCGGCAGAGGCAUCCGCGGCGAGCAAGGAUGGCAGGGGAACGAAAGGGGAGCGUAAAGCGGCGAAAUUGGCAGCGAAGAAGGAUCAGAAGCUUGCUUCACGGCCGAAGGCAGAUGAUGCGGCAGAGCCUGCGCCUCAGUGA